Dentiscutata heterogama is the source of this 491-nucleotide messenger RNA. The record is from the annotation of a GenBank genome assembly. Lineage: Eukaryota; Fungi; Glomeromycota; Glomeromycetes; Diversisporales; Gigasporaceae.
ACCCAAUGAUAUUUAUGAACUUUAUGAGCGCAUCAGAACGGAUAACCCCGCGCCAUUUUCAGCAUUUCUCCAUUUUCCAACAGAGGAUGUAGCUGUAUUAAGUUCAUCUCCUGAAAAAUUCGUUCAAAUAAAUAAUGAAGGAAUUGUGGAAAUGAAACCAAUUAAAGGAACUCUUGCGAGAGCAAAAGGUUGUUUUUGUUCGCAUAUAAAAUGUGAUAAUGGUUCACGAUGUGAAGAAAUUAGGGAGAAAGAAGAUGCGAGGAGAAAAUAUGUCCUUGAAGGAAACAAAAAAGAGCGUGCUGAGAACCUAAUGAUAGUUGAUCUGAUUCGCAAUGAUUUGGCGCAAAUAUGUCCGCCACAUACUGUAAAAGUUCCUGAUUUAAUGAAAGUAGAAUCUUAUGAAACUGUUCAUCAACUUGUGACCACUGUUCGUGGUAAAUUAAGAGAUGACUUAGAUUGUGUUAAAGCUGUACAACGUUGUUUCCCACCAG